Photinus pyralis (common eastern firefly) is the source of this 3462-nucleotide messenger RNA. RefSeq lists its product as uncharacterized. Gene Ontology annotation, molecular function: nucleic acid binding; RNA-DNA hybrid ribonuclease activity. The transcript has 2 exons. Bases 1366 to 3090 code for a protein of 574 amino acids. The record is from RefSeq and is a predicted model, not a curated record. NCBI's taxonomy places the organism in Eukaryota, Metazoa, Arthropoda, Insecta, Coleoptera, Lampyridae.
AUAGUGUAGUGUAGUUGUUUCAGUGUUCGCGCCACGAAAUUUAAAGCCAAUGUAAAAACUUACGCUCCCUCUACUUUCCCCUCUUGUCGCGCUUGCAACGGGCUUCAUUAGUUGUUUUCGUGCGAGAGUGUACGCCACGCGUUGUUUUGUUUUUACCACUCAACGUUUUUUACCUUAUUAGAUGGGUCAUAAACGGAAAGCUAAAAAGCUAAUUCGUAAGCGAAAUAAAAGAAGGAGGAAAGAUGAUCGAUUACAGGAUAUCGCGUAUAAUAUUUUAUGCGAAUUGCGGUCGAAGCAAGGUCGUGACAGCGAUACGGAGGUAGAUACCAGUGCUGAUUCAGAGCAAUCAGCAUCAACACCGCGUGCCGGUCCUUCGGAAACAAGUUUUGAUAAUCGAGAUUUAACAUCUCUCUUUUACGAAAGUGAAGCAAGCGCAGACGGGGAAAAAGAAAACGUGCCUCCCUUUUCGAUUCCGUCAGAAUUCCUAACUUUGUUGGGCCAAUCCACAGAACCGGCAGUUACCUUACACAAUGAACUGCAUGUCGAGUUAGUCUCUCGCUGGGAGAAUAUCUUGAAAUCGGGGUUGGAUCCACAAGUGGCCAACGAUUUAAUAUCCAAAUAUCCCCCAGCAGAAAACUGCAAGGUCAUUGGGGUACCUAAAUUAAACCCUGAAAUCGAAACCGCCAUGACAGAACAACACAAGCAAAGGGACAAACGAUUAGCCGAAACUCAGGGACGACUUGCAGCAGCUCUCGCAGCAAUCGGCAGGAGUUUGACGAUUUUGUUAACUCAGGAGGGGAGCGAUCUAGGGCUGACCCUUAUUGAGUACCUGAGCGAUGCGAGUCGCCUUCUCUCCGAUGCUCAUCACCAAGAAUCCGAGGCUAGAAGAUUUUUAGUGGCAUCAGGCCUAAAUAAGCAAUGCCGGGAGACUAUUGCUGCAGCUCCUAUAGGUGAAUGGCUUUUCGGAAAUGAUCUUACAGAGCGUAUGAAGGCUGCGAAGACCCUUGAACGUUCAUCAACUGAAUUCAAACCUACGAAGCCAAAACCUAUAAUUAAAAACUUCCCUAAAAGGCAGGGAAAUGCGAGGGGUCUGCCUCGGACGCUGAACACAUCCAGUCGGGGCAGACCGAAAAACUACAUACCACAACUGAGAGACCGCUACCAACAGUUACCCAGAAAAUAUUAUCAAAAUCAGUCCCAACACCAGAAUCGUCGUUAGUGAAGGUAAACAGGUCAGCCGGAAGAUUAAGUUUUUUUGUAAAUGCUUGGCGUGGAAUAACCCGAGAUCCGGUUAUUCUUUCUUGGAUUGAGGGCUAUACUAUACCUUUUAGUAAACAACCGAUACAAACUUAUCGGCCAAAGCAGAUGCGAUGGUCGAAAACUGAAUUAUCAGUAGUUAAAAUUCAUUUAACUAGUUUGUUAUGUAAUGGAGUAAUUUCAAAAUGUCGCCCUUCAAGGGGCCAAUUUGUGUCGAACAUUUUUUUAGUGCCCAAGCCUGAUGGUUCACACAGGCUAAUCCUUAACUUAAAAGAGCUUAACCAGUACAUAGAAACUCAACAUUUUAAAUUAGAAGACUAUAGAUCAGUUACUAAGUUAGUUACGGAGAAUUGUUUUUUCGCAUCUCUGGACUUAAAGGAUGCAUAUCACUUAGUCCCAAUUAGAGUUAAGGAUAGGAAGUUUUUAAGAUUUUACUUUGAGGAAGAGCUUUUUCAAUUUAAUUGUCUUCCUUUUGGGCUUUGCACUGCUCCUUUAGUGUUUACAAAAAUAUUGAAACCAGUUUUUGCCAAACUUAGACUACAAAAUUUUGGGUCUAAUGUUUAUCUAGAUGAUUUCUUACUUCUUGGAGACUCGUUUCGCGAUUGUUUAUCCAAUGUUGCCACCACAAGAUCUCUACUGGAAGAACUAGGGUUCAUUAUAAACGAGAAAAAGAGCCGAUUUACACCCAAUCAGAGUAUACAGUACCUAGGCCUUGUUUUUAAUUCUCGCUCGAUGACAGUUAGUCUUCCAGUUGAGAAGCAAAAACGUAUUCUGCAAGAUAUCCACACUUUAGAGACUAAACUUAGUUGCAAAAUUAGAACCUUCGCAAAAUUCAUUGGUAGGAUUAUUGCAGCAACGCCUGCGGUUCGUUAUGCGAUGCUGUACACUAAGAAUUUUGAAAGGCAAAAAUUCUUAGCUCUUAAAAAGUCAGGGGGGGAGUACAACAGUACUAUGACAAUUCCCUCCACACUGCGGCACGAUUUUCUUUGGUGGAAGUCUCACAUUCAGGAAAGCAGAUGUAUUAGACCCAUAAAUUACACAAUGGAGAUUUUUAGUGAUGCAUCUCUUUCGGGCUGGGGAGUAGCUUGUUCAGGUAAAAGGUCUCAUGGAUUCUGGACACGAAUGGAAAGCAAAAAUCAUAUCAAUUUUUUGGAGUUGCAGGCAGCCUUUUUUGGUUUGAGGUGCUUUGCAGCUAAUUUUAAACAAACCAAUAUUUUACUCAGAAUAGACAAUACCACUGCUAUAUCUUAUAUAAACAGAAUGGGGGGUGUCCAGUAUCCACAUUUAAAUAUGUUGACUCGAGAUAUUUGGCAGUGGUGUGAGAAACGCGAAUUAUGGAUUUUUGCUUCGUAUAUUCAAUCUUCCGAUAAUGUUGAAGCAGAUCGCGAAUCGAGGCGUAAGGUUUCUGAAUCUGAAUACGAGUUAUGUGAUCUUGCCUUCCGGAAAAUCUGUACCGAUUUAAGACAUCCAGACAUAGAUUUUUUCGCUUCUAGAACCAAUAAUAAGUGUGAACGAUAUUUUUCCUGGCUUAGGGACCCAGGAGCAGAAGCAGUGGAUGCCUUCACUGUAAAUUGGGUUGAUAAAAAUUUUUAUGCUUUCCCUCCUUUCGCGUUAAUUCUCAGAGUACUUCAGAAAAUUAAGUCCGAUAACGCGGAAGGGGUUUUGGUUGUUCCCUUUUGGCCUACACAACCUUGGUGGCCAUUAUUUAAUGCAUUAUUAAUUAAACCACCUAUUUAUUUCAAACCUAAUCCUAACUUGUUGUUAUCUGCUGAUAGGACGCCACAUCCGCUGCACGUAACCCUUACCCUGGUAGCAGGACUGUUAUCAGGCUAGCCUUAGAAAACAAGGGAAUUCCAGAGAUGGCCGUGGAAGUAUCCCUCGCCUCGCUGACCAAAUCCUCAAUAAGUCAAUAUAACCAUGGCUUAAAAUUAUGGUGGGAUUUCUGUGUAGGAAACAAAUUCGAUCCCUUUAUUCUCAACUUUAACAACAUUUUAAGUUUUUUAAGCGAUUUGUUUAAUAGAGGAUUUAGUUACAGUAAUCUUAAUACCGUUCGGUCAGCCCUCUCGUUAAUACUUUCACCAGAAGUAGGGUCUGACGCUAGAAUUAAACGGUUUUUUAGAGGGGUCUUUAAGUUAAGACCAUCCUCUCCCAAAUACAAACAUACUUGGGAUCCUACCAUAGUUUUAAGCCAUUUAUCAACAUACU